AUGGACUUCUCAUCCUUCGCCUUGGUGACCGUGGUGCUCGCUAUGUGCCAAACGACCGUGGUGCGGGCAGACCCGGUGGACGUGCUGAGGGCUCUGCAGGUCCCCUCGCUCCCUGAGGGCGUGAAGAAAGUCCCCGGCUUCUGCACCUCCCGUCGCUCCGGCAGCCCCGACCAUGCUUACCGCAUCACCAAGAAGGCCCAGAUCUCUGCCCCCACCAAGCAGCUCUUCACAGGUCGUUUCCCGGAGAACUUCUCCAUCAUGGCUCUGGUUAAGGCCCAGUCUGGUCUCCAGGCCUUCCUCCUCUCCAUCUACAGCGAGCAGGGCAUCCAGCAGCUGGGAAUCGAACUGGGACGCUCGCCCGUUUUCCUGUACGAGGACCAGAACGGCAAACCGGCCCCUGAGGACUACCCACUGUUCAGAGGCGUCAACCUGGCUGAUGGCAAGUGGCAUCGCAUCGCUAUCUCUGUUUCCAAGAAGAACGUGACUCUGCUGCUGGACUGCAAGAAGAAGAUGACCCGCGCUCUGCCCCGGGGCAGCCACGCUGAGGUGGACACCAACGGCAUCACGGUGUUCGGAGCCCGGCUGCUCGAUGAGGAGGUUUUCCAGGGAGACAUCCAGCAACUGCUGAUUGCCUCCAACCCCCAGGCGGCCUACGACUACUGUGAGCACUACAGCCCCGACUGUGACUCCCCUCUGCCCAAGACCCAGGCUCAGGACCCCAACACAUACUACUUUGAUGAGGAGCAGGAUGACCAUGAAUACCCCUAUUAUUAUGAGGAAACAACUGGCGUUCCCUCCUCCUCUGCGUCCCCCUCUCCCCGACCUGGGGCCCCCAAUCUACAGAAGAAGGCGCCCAAUGGAAAAGCAGCCCCCACUAAAACCACCCCUGUCAAAGCCAAACCCUCCCCGAAGCCGGUCAAGACUGGAUCAUCCAAACUCGUGGUUAAGCCACCUAUGCCCGCCAAAGCUUCCAAGUCCGCCACAGCCAAGUCGACCAAAGCAAAGCCCACUGGAGUAGAGAUCCUCUUGUCUAAGAUUAAACCAACCGCACCAGCUAAAUCCAAGCCCACGGCUGCUCCGGCUAAGAAUGGCAACGGUAAAGCAGCUGCUGAGAAGAAAGCCAAUGGUGCAGCCAAAGCCAAUGGCAAUGGAAAACCAGCUGUAGCAAAGGCUAAUGGCAACGGCAAAGCUGUAGCUGCCGAAGCUAAACCUACAGCUCAGGCCAAGGUGAACGGCAACGGAAAUGGCAAGGUUGUAACAGAGAAGAAAGUCAAUGGUAAUGGAAAAACAUCUGCAGAAAAGAAAGUCAACGGAAAUGGAAAAGUUACUGUUGUGUCAAAGGUCAACGGCAAAGCCACAGCAGAGAAAAAAGCCAAUGGAAAUGGCAAAACCACCAUUGAAGUUAAAGAGGUUAAAGUCCAAGUUAAAAGCAAAGCUGAGAACAAAGUCAACGGCGAGGCGAAGGCCAACGGAAAAGUUAUCACUGUGGUAGAAAAGAAGGUCGUGAGUAACGGUGCUGCAAAUCUGGCAAAAAUUGAAACCACUACAAAGGCAAAGACUGAGAAAGUUGUUAAAGUAGAAAAAAUUGAGAAGACUGUGGUCAUUGCAACUAAAUCAGCUGCUAAAGUCGAAGCCACCAAAGCACCUAAACCCACAAAGGCAUCUAAACCUGAACCUACAAAAGCGGCAAAGGCUGUGGCGACCAAGGCUCAGGCAGCCAAAACCCAAGUGAAGGCUGAGGUCAAAGAGGUCACCAAAGUUAAAACUGUGGUCACCAAGGUCCCUCUGGUCAAAUCAACCGCAAGCACAAGCAAAGUCGUGAAGAAUGUGGUCGAGAAGGUUUUCAUCCCAAAGAAGGCAGCCACGACACCCGCCCCGGUCCGGCCCACUCCCCCCAGACCCACGAGAUCCAAGAUGGUGUUGGACAUCAAUGUCAAAUCCCUGCACAAACCCUUCCCACCCUUCGGCAAGCCCGAGCUGAGUGGAACCGUCGUCCAAGCGAAGAAAAAUACCAACGGUUAUCAACAGGAUGUAGACACUGAAUAUACUGAGGCUGGCCACACCGCUACAGAGACUGAUUAUUACUAUGAGGAGAUGGUCCCACAGCCAGAGGGUGAGGUGACUGGACAUGAAGAGACCCCUGUGCAGCCCCAGGUGGAGUCGACGUUGGUGGGAGAGGAGGUGGAUGCCACCAAGGCAGGCGGUGUGGGCGAAGACGUCUUCACUGAGGAGUAUGUGACUGGGGACGUGGGCCUUAAGGAAUACGACUAUUCCUACAGGGACUACAAUGAGCCGUUAGUGGAGACUGGAGAGGCCGAUGCCAACAUGGGCCCCGCCCUGUCCGCUGUGACAGACGAGGGAGGCGCUGCUGUCAGAGGCUAUAAAGGAGAGAAAGGAGAACCCGCUGUCUUGGAGCCUGGCAUGUUGAUUGAAGGACCUCCAGGACCUGAGGGACCUGCUGGUCCGACCGGCCCCCCCGGCUCCUCUGGACCUCCCGGUUCUCUUGGAGACCCUGGCGAGAGGGGUCUUCCUGGUAGAGCUGGUCUGCCUGGAGCUGAUGGAGUCCCUGGACCUCCUGGAACAUCUGUCAUGUUGCCUUUCCGUUUUGGUCAGAGUGGAGGAGAUAAGGGUCCUGCUGUUUCCGCCCAGGAGGCUCAGGCAGCGGCCAUCUUGUCUCAGGCCAGGAUGGCUCUGAAAGGACCAUCUGGACCAAUGGGAUUCACCGGACGCUCCGGACCCCUGGGGAACCCUGGAAGUCCUGGCCUGAAGGGAGAGGGUGGGGACCCUGGUCCUCAGGGCCCCAGGGGACCCAAUGGUUUGAUGGGUCCUCAAGGCAAAUCAGGAAGAAGAGGCCGGGCUGGAGCCGAUGGUGCCAGAGGAAUGCCCGGAGAGUCUGGUUCUAAGGGUGACCGUGGCUUCGAUGGUCUUCCUGGUUUGCCCGGUGACAAAGGACACAGGGGUGACACCGGAUCCCUGGGACCCGCAGGAGCUCAAGGAGAGGACGGAGAGAGGGGAGAUGACGGAGAAGUCGGACCCAGUGGUCUCCCAGGUGAACCAGGACCUCGUGGUUUGCUCGGACCCAAGGGUCCUCCUGGAAUCUCUGGACCUCCUGGUGUGCGUGGAAACGACGGGCCCUAUGGUCCCAAAGGAAACUUGGGUCCCCAAGGAGAACCAGGACCUCCAGGUCAGCAGGGAACCUCAGGAACUCAGGGAAUGGCAGGACCUCAGGGAGCCCUCGGACCUCCAGGAGAGAAAGGUCCCACAGGAAAACCAGGUCUGCCAGGAAUGCCCGGCGCUGACGGACCUCCUGGUCACCCAGGGAAGGAGGGGCCUCCUGGCACCAAAGGAAAUCAUGGUCCCAACGGUCCUCAGGGUGGUAUCGGAUAUCCUGGCCCUCGAGGCGUGAAGGGAGGACAGGGAAUCCGUGGCCUGAAGGGACACAAGGGAGAGAAGGGAGAAGAUGGUUUCCCUGGAGUUAAAGGAGAUUUCGGCGCAAAGGGCGAGAGGGGAGAGCUCGGAGUACCAGGACCCAGAGGAGAGGACGGUCCAGAGGGGCCGAAGGGUCGCGUCGGACCCCCUGGUGAGCUCGGACCACUCGGACUUGUUGGAGAGAAGGGUAAACUUGGUGUACCUGGACUCCCUGGAUAUCCUGGAAGACAAGGACCUAAGGGAUCCCUCGGAUUCCCAGGUUUCCCUGGUUCAAACGGCGAGAAGGGAACAAGGGGUCUUUCUGGCAAAGCAGGACCAAGAGGACAAAGAGGACCAACGGGCCCCAGAGGGCAGCGAGGGCCGAGGGGCUCCACCGGGAAAUCAGGAGCCAAGGGAACCUCAGGAAGCGAUGGCCCAUCAGGUCCUCUCGGAGAGAGGGGAUUGCCCGGGCCCCAGGGAGCCAACGGUUUCCCCGGACCAAAGGGACCUCCCGGACCACCAGGAAAGGAUGGGCUGCCUGGACACCCUGGCCAGAGAGGAGAAGUUGGUUUCCAAGGGAAGAUGGGUCCACCUGGGCCUCCUGGAGUAGUUGGACCUCAGGGUCCAUCAGGAGAGACCGGCCCCAUGGGCGAGCGCGGCCAUCCCGGACCCUCAGGUCCACCUGGAGAGCAAGGACUUUCUGGUCCCUCAGGAAAGGAGGGUACCAAGGGAGACUCUGGACCCCCAGGAGGCCCCGGAAAAGAUGGGCCCUCAGGCCUGAGAGGCUUCCCCGGUGAGAGAGGACUUCCUGGAACCCCUGGAGGUGGAGGACUGAAGGGAAGUGAAGGACCUGCCGGACCUCCUGGACCUGCUGGGUCUCCUGGUGAGAGGGGACAAGCUGGUACUGCUGGACCUGUAGGACCUCCUGGCAGACCAGGCCCUCAGGGGCCACCUGGACCCUCCGGAGAGAAGGGAGUUCCUGGCGAGAAAGGACCUAUUGGAUCGGCAGGUCGUGACGGAGUGCAGGGGCCCGUGGGUCUGCCUGGCCCCGCCGGAACACCUGGAGUACCCGGAGAGGACGGAGACAAGGGUGAGGUUGGAGAGCAUGGUCAGAAGGGCGCCAAGGGAGGAAAGGGAGAACACGGUCCUCCUGGUCCCCCUGGGCCGAUGGGUCCGGUCGGUCAGCCUGGUCCUGCUGGAGCUGAUGGAGAGCUGGGACCCAGGGGCCAGCAGGGGCCUUUUGGAGCCAAAGGUGACGAAGGAUCCAGAGGAUUCCCAGGAGCCCCAGGACCCAUCGGACUGCAGGGAUUGCCGGGACCAUCGGGUGAGAAGGGAGAGACGGGAGACGUUGGACCUCUGGGUCCUCCAGGCCCUCCAGGACCCCGCGGCCCUGCUGGACCCAGCGGUGCUGAUGGUCCUCAAGGUCCACCGGGUGGUUUGGGUAACCCUGGAGCCAUUGGAGAGAAGGGAGAGUCUGGUGAGUCUGGACCACCUGGAAUUGGCGGAGAACCUGGAAAGAAGGGUCCUCGUGGAGAGCGCGGAGAGAAGGGAGAGGCUGGACAAUCUGGAACUGCUGGACCUGCUGGAGGACGAGGACGACCUGGAGACGACGGACCCAAGGGCAACCCGGGGCCUGUUGGUUUCCCUGGAGAUCCCGGACCACCUGGUGAGCUGGGACCCAGAGGUCAAGAUGGCGCCAAGGGAGAGAGAGGAGAAGAUGGUGAAGCUGGAGAAUCUGGCUCCCCUGGACCUCCUGGUGAGAACGGAUCUACCGGCCCUCUAGGAAAGAGGGGUCCUGCUGGAACGAGAGGACCAGAGGGACGUCAGGGAGAGAAGGGAACCAAGGGAGACUCAGGUGCUGUUGGUCCACCAGGGAAAACCGGCCCCGUUGGCCCCCAGGGGCCGGCAGGAAAACCAGGAACAGAAGGUCUCCGAGGACUCCCAGGAUCAGUGGGAGAACAAGGAUCUCCAGGACUCGCUGGACAGAAAGGUCCAUCUGGACCCCUGGGACCUCCUGGUUUGCCGGGUCUGCGUGGAGAGCCCGGUGGAAAGGGAGAGAAGGGACACCCAGGUCUCAUCGGCCUCAUCGGACCCCCAGGCGAGCAGGGAGAGAAGGGAGACCGAGGUCAUUCCGGGCCUCAGGGAUCCACCGGAACCAAAGGAGAGACUGGAAUGGCCGGCGGCUCCGGACCCCUCGGCCCUGCUGGUCCUCCUGGUCUGCCUGGUCCUCAAGGUAUCAAGGGAGCUAAGGGUUCUUCUGGAGGAGCUGGUCCAAAGGGAGAAAAGGGUGUACAGGGACCUCCUGGAUCUCCUGGCCCACCAGGCGAGGUCAUUCAGCCGCUGCCCAUCCAGAGGAGUCCCAAGUCCAAGCGCUCCAUCGACGCCAGCCAGCUGCUGCCCGAGUUCGACCCCGACAUGCCUGCCUCUGACGCCGCGGGCACUGAGUUCCUGAUGGGCAGUGAAGGCAUGGAGGAGAUCUUCGGCUCGCUCAACUCACUUCGCCAGGAGAUCGAGACCAUGCGUUUCCCUCUGGGCACCCAGGACAGCCCCGCCCGCACCUGCCAGGACCUGCACCUCAGCCAGCCAGACCUCAGAGACGGAGAGUACUGGAUCGACCCCAACCAGGGCUGCUCCAGAGACUCCUUCAAGGUCUUCUGUAAUUUCACCAACGGAGCAGAGACGUGUCUGUAUCCCAGCAGGACCAUCAACACGGUGAAGAUGAGCUCCUGGGACAAGGAGACUCCGGGAUCCUGGUACAGUCAGUUCUCCACUGGUUCUAAGUUCUCCUACGUGGACUCUAACGGCGAGAGCGUGGGUGUGGUCCAGCUGGGCUUCCUGCGUCUCCUGAGUGUCCAGGCCCGUCAGAACGUCACCUACCACUGCCACCGCUCCGUGGCCUGGGCCGACCAGAGCGCCACCAACAACUACGACCGGGCGCUGCACCUGAAGGGCGCCAACGAGGAGGAGCUGAGCUACGAGACCAACCCCUACAUCAAAGCCUUGAUCGACGGCUGUUCUUAUCGUAAGGGCUUUGACAGGACAGUCCUGGAGGUCAACACACCACAGGUGGAGCAUCUCCCCCUGCUGGACAUCAAGGUGUCGGACUUUGGGGAGAGCAACCAGCAGUUUGGAUUUGAAGUGGGACCUGUUUGUUUCCAAGGCUAAAAACACACAUACACGCACACAAACACACCAUGCAGACGCACACACACAUGCACUUAGAGACACAGUUAUAUAUAAAAAACACACACGCCCAGUAAUUUGUAAAUUAACUUGUAAAUGAUAUGAAACACACACAAACACACACACACACACACACAGAUGCUGUUGUGAGACACACUCACGUACGUGCCUGGGGAAAGCAACAUCCUUCCAACGAGUAAUGGACGUCAAAGUAAAAAGUAAAGAGGAGCGAAAUCAAAUGAAACACUUGUGAAGAGGAGAUCAUCCUCACGUCCGCGAGAAAGGAAGAAAAACCCGGAGAGAGUAAAACAGUGUUUUCUUUCCCAGCAGCGCCGGGGGCCGGCACGGGGCCUGUCGGCAACUUGCCUCCGAUCGCCCUCUCACUCAUCUCUCUCCUUCCCGCUGUCUCUCUCUCUCUUUUUUUUCCGCCCCCACUCACCUCACCUGCUCUACCUCCCCCCUCUUCCUCCCCCCCGCCACAAAAAGGGUCACGUUUAGACAUCAUUUUGAUUUUUGUACAAACACAUGCACCCUGCGAGCAGCGGGUUUGACGGUCGCUCUCUUCGAGUCCUGGUUCCUGGUUCCUGGUUUUUUAUUUCUAAAUCAACUUCUUUGCUCUUUGCAAACCGGAACCUUCUGCUCGUGAACCAGGCAUCAGACCUGAAACCUCUAACGUCUCCGGUCGUCCCGUCCUGCAGUGACCUGUCAAUCACGUUGCUCACAUGUGACUCUCAGCUUUUACGCUCUCACGAC
Molecule: messenger RNA, 7344 nt
Organism: Platichthys flesus (European flounder)
Lineage: Eukaryota; Metazoa; Chordata; Actinopteri; Pleuronectiformes; Pleuronectidae
Gene: col11a2
Product: collagen, type XI, alpha 2
Exons: 66
Coding region: 1-6573 (2190 amino acids)
Molecular function (GO): heparin binding; extracellular matrix structural constituent
Source: RefSeq, a predicted model, not a curated record